Sinocyclocheilus rhinocerous is the source of this 614-nucleotide messenger RNA. RefSeq names its product transmembrane protein 131-like. Lineage: Eukaryota; Metazoa; Chordata; Actinopteri; Cypriniformes; Cyprinidae. The annotation marks the transcript as partial. The record is from RefSeq and is a predicted model, not a curated record. Gene Ontology annotation, cellular component: membrane. The transcript has 4 exons.
GGGAAGCAUUUAAAUUGUGUUUGUUGGUUUUUUACAUUCCAGCUUCAAAAGCAAGAAGAUCAGACCAGUUUUCUGGAAAAAUAACAGUGAAGGCAAAAGAGAAAAGCUACUCAAAACUUGAAAUCCCUUACCAAGCUGAGGUUUUAGAAGGGUACCUGGGCUUUGACCAUACAUCCACCCUGUUCCACAUCAGAGACAGUCCUGUAGAUCCAGUGGACAGGCCCAUCUACCUCACCAAUACUUUCAACUUUGCCAUACGCAUCCACAAUGUGUCACUUCCAGAAGAAGCCAAGACUAUGUUCAAUGUGCAUAAUUUCAGCAUGCCAGUUCUUAUCCCUCCCCAUGAGUCCCGCUACAUUUUCUCCCUUCUGUUUCGACCAGUGCGACCCUCCAUCCACAUCGACAGCAACAUUCUCCUCAUCACUAAUGCUUCUAAAUUCCACCUGCCAGUCAGGGCCUACACAGGCUUCUUAGAGCCCGUUGUUCUUCCUCCCUGUCUUCGAGAGCACAUCCUAGACUUUGGAGUGCUUAGUGCUACAGACACCAGCAGUUUGGUGUUUGUGGUGGUCAACAGCAACCCAAUUGAGGUACGAGGUCAUCAUGUUCAGUACAGU